UCUGUCCCAAAAGGAUGCGAUCCUUUCUCUCAUCCCGUCCGAAUCAUCCCUAUCUGUCGAGCCAUGGUCUGGAUAUGGUGCAUAGGACGGAGCCUUCGGGACCAUCGUCGGCCUCUGGUGGUGUCUGGGAUUUAAUCCACUUAUAACGCUACCUCUUUCCAGCCGGCCGGCUUACGAUGCACAGCCGGAUAGUGAAAGUUGUUUGGUUUAUUAAGGAUUUGCUGGAGCGAAACAAGCACAAGAGGGUCGGUGAAGUCCACAUAAAAAGGUUCUUUCAACAAUCGAACUGAACGUAUGCGAUUAUACACACUCCAAUAGCAAUACGGUACUUAGAAAAGUCGAACACACCCGGAUUCGGCGUUUUAUGUUUGCGGGACAUAAAUUGUUCGUCCUAUUUCGUCGUGCACUCGACACGCGGCGGGUGCGGAGGAGUGAAAUCAUGCACCGGAAAUGAAAUCAAGAACACGAGCGAAACGAACGAAAGGAGGAACGAUAUCAUCGAUAUCACUCUCACUCCAAACGUCACUGUGACUGGUCGAAGGUUCUCUGCGCUCCGACUAUUUUCAAUAUUAUUCCGAGAAAACCUGUAUCUUUGCUGAACUUGUUGCUGGUGUAGGUGACUUCAUUGCCUGGUUUUGUUUAACAACUGGAUUAUUCACCGUCAAUCACCUGGAAACGUUUUCCGGCCCACAAUCAUUACGUCGCUUCAACAUCACAAUCAAUCGCUCAUCCACAAAGCAAUGGCUGGUAUUUGUUCCGCCUGCGCUAACGACAUCGUAGCUGCUGAUCGCAUUGUGAAAUGCCAGGGUUGGUGCAACUCUGAGUUUCACUUCUCAUGCAGCGGACUUUCUGAGGAACUUUCCGCUACUAUAGAGUCCUGUGCACAACUUUUUUGGGCCUGUAAAGCCUGUGUAAAGUUUCACAAGGAUCCGCGUACGGCCGUGUUGAGGUCAUCCACCCCGUACACUCACACUUCUGUCGACCUACUGUCCAGCAUAGCCGACCUUAAAGCGGGCCUCCGUAGUGAGCUGUCACAGCAUACCACAGCUAUUAAGUUAGAGCUUCUGGAAGUUUUAAAGGCGGAGAUCCGUUCCUGCUUGCGAUCGACGCAUGCCGCCACCGAUUUACCGUCUCAACGGCCCAUUCAUCACAAUUCAGCGCCUAAAUUGUUUAAUUCAGUGGUCAAAAAUAUCCCCGGUACUAUUACACCCACACUACAACAGUAUCCAUCAUUAGCCGCUUCUCUUAGUGUGAGUGCGAACGAACCGUCAUCCUUCACCAAUAUGCCACCAGUUUACAACCCGCAAACACCACUACUCAGAGGAUCGGGAUCGCCGCUCGAUUCUGACACACUAGACACCAUCCCACACACCGAUACGCGAAUGUGGCUAUUCUUUACGCGUUUCUCCCCAUCGGUUACCACUGAGCAGAUUUCUCUCAUGGUACAAGUACGGCUAGCACUCGAUAAGCGGGAUGUGUUUGUACACCGUUUGACGAAGCUUGGUGCCGACACUAGUACACUCUCAUUUAUCUCAUUUAAGGUGGGCAUACCAGCCACUUUACGCAACAAGGCUCUCUCACCUAACACAUGGCCCUCUGCUCUUACCUACCGAGAGUUCCGUGACUAUCGGACCAAUAAUUAUAACACUAAUACCUGUGCAACAACUGAAACAAAUUCGAUGCUCGAUCAAAACGUUACUCCCGCUACCGACACUUAUCAUAAUCCUCUCUCACAUUCUGGAGGGAGUGCCGCGAUGCCAACUACUACAACAGAUACGCUCGCACAGCCCGUUACGAUUUCCUCACCUGCCAUGACCACUACAGACGCAGCUUUGUUUACAAACGAACCACAUCUUGACCUUAAUGAGCGAAUGCUUGUUACUACCACACCUACUAGGUCACCUCCCGAAUGCUUAGCCGCUCCUAAAAAACGACCGAAGCGAAACGCUAAACGGACUGAUGAAUCUGCUGACGCUGGCCCGUCGGAUGAAUAGCAAUCUUGCACCGCAUCCGGCGAUGCACCUCGUUCAGCUCAUCCCAGUCUCUCUAUCUACUACCAAAAUGUACGUGGUCUACGAACGAAAACUACAAAUCUUCGCCUGGCGCUAUCAGAAUCUGAAUAUGAUUUUAUCAUUCUUACCGAGACUUGGCUUACUCAGUCAAUACCUUCUUCGCUCCUCACUGACGAUCAUUAUCAUAUCUACAGGUGCGAUAGGAAUCUUUCCAACAGUGCCCUCUCACGCGGUGGGGGUGUUUUAAUUGCAAGUUCCUCUUCAAUACCGACAUGUGAAAUCGCAUCGCCUAAUACCAUACUGGAACAACUUUGGAUCAAAACAUUGCUGCCAGGUGUCUCUGUUUACAUCGGCGUUGUUUACAUUCCGCCUAGUCAUGCGAAUGACCCCGCAGUGAUGAACGCUUUACAUGAUAGUGUACGUGAAAUUUCAAGCCGCAUCAAAGAGAGCGAUUUAUUAUACGUCUUCGGAGAUUUCAAUAAACCUGAUAUCAGAUGGGAGCUGACUAAUACAUCAGAAGCCACCGAUUGCUCUCCAUGUUAUUCUGUCAUGCAUUAUGCGCCUUUAUGCAAUUCCGUGGCUAAUACCGAUUUCGUUGAUGGGUUGCAUAGUACCGGAUUAUUUCAGUUGAGUGGUAUUGCAAAUCAAUCUGGGCGUCAAUUGGAUCUGGUCUUCGCAAACCUUGCCGCAACCAAUAUUUUGUGCGACUCAAUCACACCUCUGCACUCUGUGAAUGGUACUUCGGCUCUAGAGAACUUCCUCCCAUACGUAACACACUGUAGUAUUCCACUUCUCAGUGAGGACUUUCAUCAUCCUUCAUUGGAUAUGAUGAUUUAUUAUCCCGUACAACUAUCCCACACCACCAACAGUCACACUCGCAGUACAGUCAAUAGAAAUUUCUUCAAAACGAAUGUGGAACGUAUGAAUGCCCUUAUUGUGUCGUUUGACCGUAAUUUUGACUGCUCCAACUUUUCCACUAUCGACGAAGCCACCGAUUGCUUUAGCGUUUUUAUGCGCUCAGCGAUUAAUUCCUGCGUUCCUGUUGCUCAACGAAAGCCUGGCCCCGAUUGGUCUAAUGCAUCUUUAAGACGGUUGAAAAAAAUAAAAUCAAAAGCCUACGCGGAUUACAGUAGAACGAGAUCAUCGCUGCAUAGGAGAAUUUUUUUCGAUGCACUGAACAAUUAUCGUCGACAUAAUCGUGUGCUCUACCGCUCCUUCAUUCGCCGUACUGAAAGGCAGCUAUUUUCCAAGCCGACACGGUUCUGGAGCUUCUGGAACAAACGGCGCAAUAUAAGAAGUAUCCCUCCGUCAAUGAGCUACAAUGGCCAAACUAGUAUCGAUACAUCCGAUAUUUGCAACACUCUCGCCAAUCGUUUCGCUGAUGCAUUCACCCUUCCUGUUCACAAUCCUAACACACUAGCAGAGGCCACCCGCAAUACUCCAUCGGAUGCUAUCGAUUUUAUUAUACCCACAAUUGACGAAGCAUUAAUUGCGCGCACACUCAACGAUAUAAAACCAUCUACAUCAUCUGGACCUGACAAUAUUCCCGCAUACAUAUUGAAGCACUGCCGUCAAUCACUCGCACCCAUUCUUGCCAAAAUAUUUAAUGAUUCCCUUAUGCGUGGCACGUAUCCUGAGUCCUGGAAACACGCGCGAAUGAUUCCUAUCCAUAAAAAAGGCAGUCGACUUCAUGCUAGUAAUUAUCGUGGCAUUGUAUCCCUAUGCGCUUGUGCAAAGGUGUUUGAGCUCAUUCUAUACAAUCCGCUACUCACAGCAGUUCAAAACUAUAUGAGCCCUAGUCAGCAUGGAUUUCUCCCAAGGAGAUCUUCCACCACAAAUCUUGCUGAAUUUGUUGGCUACUGCUUCGACAACAUGGAUCGAGGUACUCAAGUUGAUGCAGUAUAUAUCGACUUCAGGGCUGCGUUCGAUAGUAUUUCUCAUGAUAUUCUACUUUCGAAGCUAAAAAAACUCGGUUUCCUCGACUGGCACAUCACCUGGCUGCGUUCAUAUUUAACUGGUCGUUCGUACUACAUAAGUAUAGGAUCUCAUCGUUCUCACUCUUUCACCAGCUCCUCCGGUGUGCCUCAAGGGAGUAAUUUGGGACCGCUACUCUUCCUCAUCUAUAUAAAUGAUCUAUCUUUCGUUUUACCGCCAGGCCAACACCUAAUGUACGCCGACGAUGUAAAAAUAUUCGCUCCAGUUAGAAACGACAGUGACUGUGUACGCCUUCAAACGAUCCUUGAGAAUCUGGAUAGCUGGUGCAGCAGAAACGCUCUCCAAGUGUGUGCUGAUAAAUGCCAGUGUAUAUCAUUUAGCAGAGCCCGUCACCCCAUCACGUUUACAUACACUAUGCUCAACACGGCUUUGGCUCGCACGACAUGUAUCCGUGAUCUGGGGGUGCUACUCGAUCAGAAGAUGUCAUUUCGCCCUCACAUUGAUAGCGUUGUUGCGAAGGGAAAUCAGCUACUUGGUUUAAUUACGCGGACCUGUAGCGAGUUUACCGAUCCCAUGUGCGUCAAGUCGAUCUUCUGUGCCAUCGUAAGGUCGUGCCUGGAGUACUGCUGUCCGAUCUGGUGCCCGCUUGGCGUUGGUGACAUCAAUCGCCUCGAAGCCAUUCAACGGAGACUCACCAGGUACGCGGUUCGACUCCUUCCAUGGCAAUCCCACCACGCUCGGCCCACCUACCAUCAGCGGUGUCUGCUUCUCGGACUUGAACCACUCUGCUCUCGACGUAAAAACGCCCAAUGCCUUUUCAUAUUUCGGCUCCUUAACGGAGAGAUCGAUUCCCCGGCAUUACUAGCCAGCAUCAAUUUGUUCGCUCCCUGUCGGAUUCUUAGAUCCAACUUCCAUCUCCGUGUACCGCGUACCCGCAACAACCAUAGCCAGGGACACCCUAUUA
Messenger RNA from Anopheles arabiensis, 4911 nucleotides. RefSeq lists its product as uncharacterized. The coding region runs from base 741 to 1994 and encodes 417 amino acids. Lineage: Eukaryota; Metazoa; Arthropoda; Insecta; Diptera; Culicidae. The transcript has 3 exons. The record is from RefSeq and is a predicted model, not a curated record.